AUGGAGACUCAGCAGACAAACCCAGCUGAGGUCACAGUUAAGCUUUUGGACCAGGAACUUACCAUGACUUCGGAACAAACUAGAGAGGUUAAACCUUCUCCAACCAUGCAAGCGACUCCAACUCAACCUCUAGAGGUACCAAGGGAUGUAGUAGCUCCAGCCUAUUAUGAAAUAACAGUUCCAACACCGGGUCAGGAUCAAGCCCAGCAUACAACAUCCCCUGGUGUCACGAUCACAGUUUUACCUUUGAGCCUGGAAUUUGUUGUAACUUCAGCAACUACAUCAGAGGUUGAACAUCCUGUGGCUCUGGAGACGAUGGCAGCUCCCCAUCCAGACCAGAUUCAGACUCAGCCUCCAAUCCCGACUGAAGUUACAAUUCAAAUAUCCGACUCGGACAUUACCGUAACUCAAAAUUCGUUGCCAAAUUACAACAUGGAACAAGAGAUUGCCAAUAUCAACACCGACAUGAACACCAGCAUAUGUGAGCUCUGUACCUGCAGAGAUGAGACACUGUCGUGUGUUGGUCUCAGCCCAGAGAAGAGACUCCGCCGAGUGCCUGUGCAGGAGCCUGAAGCCUAUAAUGGCACCUUCACCGUCUUAAAUUUCCAAGGAAAUGCUAUUUCUUACAUUGAUGAGAAUGUAUGGAAAUCAUACCGUUGGACUGAGAAACUAAUUCUCAGUGAAAAUCAUUUGACCGAAUUACAUAAAGAUUCAUUUGAAGGCCUGCUAUCCCUCCAGUAUUUAGAUUUAUCCUGCAAUAAAAUCCAAUUUAUUGAAAGACGUACCUUUGAAUCACUACCAUUUCUGCAGUAUGUAAAUCUUGGUUGCAAUUUAAUCACUGAACUGAGCUUUGGAACGUUUCAGGCAUGGCAUGGAAUGCAAUUUUUACACAAGGUAAUUCUCAAUCGUAAUCGUCUGAAAACUGUUGAUUAUUCAUAUCUUUAUAAAUUGCCAGCAUUAAAAUAUCUAGACAUGGGAACAACACAAGCCCCACUUACAACAGUCGAGAACAGCCUCAUGACAACUCUUGAGUUGGAAAAACUGAUCUUACCUAGCCAUAUGGCCUGCUGCCUCUGCCAAUUUAAAAAUAAUAUUGAGGUUGUCUGCAAGACAGUGAAGCUACAUUGUGAUGCAUGUAUAGGAAACAGCAAAGAAGAUUGUUUUGAAGAAGCAAGUGUAGGAAAUGCGGAGGGAGCGCUCAUGAAGGUAUUACAGGCCCGGAAGAAGCACACGAGCACCGAGCUGACCAUUGAGUCAGAGGUAUCCGCAAAUAAAAAUAGCGUCGGCUUGUCAGGCUUCCCGGGUGAUCAAUUUGAAAUGCAGCUAAACCAGCAGCUCCGAUCCCUCAUCCCCAACAACGACGUGAGAAGGCUCAUUUCUCACGUUAUCCGGACUUUGAAAAUGGACUGCUCUGAGACCCAUGUACAACUGGCCUGUGCCAAGCUCAUCUCUAGAACAGGUCUCCUGAUGAAGCUUCUGAGUGAGCAGCAAGAAGUAAAAGUAUCCAAGGCAGAAUGGGAUACGGAUCAGUGGAAGAGUGAGAACUACAUCAACGAGAGCACAGAAGCCCAGGCUGAACAGAAAGAGCAGGAGUCAAGUGAGCUCACUAAAGGAGUUCCAGGAUAUGGCUAUAACAACAAACUCAUCUUGGCGAUAUCUGUGACUGUAAUAGUGAUGAUUUUGAUUAUAAUUUUCUGUCUUAUUGAGAUUUAUUCUCAUAGAAGAGCAGCAAGGACAGAUGUAGAAUCAGGCUCAGUCCCAAGGAGGGGCUUUUUUGACUUUCUGCAUAGGAAAUGCUCAUCGCAGAGUGAAAGCCAGGAGGGCUUUUUCUGGUUAAGGAGUCCACUUUGGCUGAGGGAUAUGUACAGACCUCUCAAUGCCACACGCAAGAAAAACAUGGCCCAGAAGCUUCACGACAAGGAGUCUUCUGAUGAGGAAUAGAUUUACAAGAAGGAUGCAGGGGAGCCCCUAUCAACAGCAACACCUGUGGAUUCGGCUGCUGAAGGUGGUGAGGAAAGUGAGACCGCGCCAGAGGGGGAGGACUAAGAGUGAUCCAGCGUGCCUAAGGCCGCCUGCAAACUGUAUUUUCUAAUGUUGGCAUCUCCGCAUUGCUUGUAAGAUACUUAUUUUUCACACACAACAAAUGUAUAUAAUCUAUUGUCAAUUCCAGCCAGCUGGUAAGAAACUUAAACGUUAAUAGUUAAAUAUUUAUACACGCAAAACAAGGGCCAGAGAAAAGAAAAGCGGGACUGAAGCCAGAGACUGUCAAGCUGGCCAACACCUCCACAAGCGGCAUUGUGGGCAGAGGACGCACGGGGGCUCCCCCACCUCAUUUCCCAGUCUAGUCAGUCUCCGGGAAGCUGAAAAUAUAUCAUCCUGGAGAGAGGGAGCCAAUUUUUAAAUCAAAUACAGUUGUUCUGGGGCUCUCUCCCCUGGUCCAUUAAGAACCAGUCCUUUACAACAUACUUGACCUCUUGCCCUGAGGGGACCUUCCACCUGCUGCCACCUCUCAGAGGGUGGGUGGGGUUGCCAGAAAUGUUUGGAUCACUAAGCCGACCUGCACUGUUGCGUCAAGUCCUGUCUUUUCUCCCAUGCUUCCAAAUUCAUGAGUGAAUGUGUGUCCUUUACCCUUUAAAGCUGGUGGAAAAUUCAAAAAAAAUUUUUUUGUUGGUUUUUUCUUUUUAAAAAUCUCAACCCUUGGAUAGCUACUAGGCCAAUUCACUGUCCCUCAGAUGGUUGGAGGGCCAGAGUAUAGUUAAAAAAAAAACAAAAACUGAACAAAUUCCUAUGCACACUGCACAUAUCUUAUUUUGAAGUACAAAAACAAAACGGGGACAAAUACAAUCACACCGCUUCUUGUGGCCCGUUGGCCGCAGGUUGAGGACGUCUGGUCUAGGGAGAUAGAGAAGUAGAACCCGUGCUUGCCAGUGAAGAGUCAACAAUGACAAUAAUACUGGGGGUGAUGGCUGCUACGGUUUAUUAGGCACCAGCUUGGGCCAGCAUAAUACGAAGCUCUUUAGUUGCACUGUUAAGUCACAAGGACCAAAACGCCACAUGCCAGCUCAAACUCUGCAAGGGCGUGGGGUGUUAUGAGUGUUGGACAUAAACAGGAAGCUAACAGUAAACCAAGACUAGAGAUCUUGUACUGCUGGGCCUCCCAGACUCUGGGCCAGGAUUCCAGGCAAAUCCAGGUUCCUAUUUUGUCAUAAUUACGUUAUUUCCAAUUUGGUACACAAAGUGAGACUUAUGUAAAACACCAUCUCAACUUUGUA
Nycticebus coucang (slow loris) is the source of this 3272-nucleotide messenger RNA. RefSeq names its product leucine-rich repeat-containing protein 37A2-like. The record is from RefSeq and is a predicted model, not a curated record. The transcript has 15 exons. Gene Ontology annotation, molecular function: protein binding. NCBI's taxonomy places the organism in Eukaryota, Metazoa, Chordata, Mammalia, Primates, Lorisidae. Bases 1 to 1941 code for a protein of 646 amino acids.